ACCUCAUGAUGGGAUACUACUGGGACCAAGCCCGGAACAGGGCCAAACUAAGAAGGCUAAACUGGGCUCAAACCAGGAACACACUAUAAGAGAUAACAAGAAUGAAAGACCCAAACAGCAUACAGUUAGUGACAAUGUUGCCAGUCUAUAGGACAUCAAAUUAAUAAGCACUGGGCACCGUCGACCGACUUGACGCAACGAGCGUCGUGCGUCAAUGCGCUGGGAGGCGUUGGCGCAUCUGUAGGCUGCUGUAGGUUAAAUCGCCGCACCACUGACAGAGACAAGUAUCCGACUAUCCUGUACGGGAAUAUUUAACACUUUUUUGUCAGAUUCUACCUGCCCCUCCUAGAGUUGAAGAAGACUAGCUAUCUGCCUCAAUAUGAUUAAAAACGGCCAUCACCAGCAUCCAGCAAGCACGGCGACAGGGAAAGACGCAGGCACGACCCCCGCUGCAGCAGCAUGCAGCCCCGAGAAGAGGAGACGGAAAAUCCGAGUGUGGUGCGAUGGCUGCUAUGAUAUGGUACACUAUGGCCACUCUAACCAGCUGCGACAGGCCAAAACUAUGGGAGAUUACCUCAUUGUUGGAGUGCACACUGACAGUGAAAUUGCAAAGCACAAAGGCCCACCAGUAUUCACUCAGGAAGAACGGUACAAGAUGGUGCGGGCAAUAAAAUGGGUGGAUGAGGUGGUAGAGGGAGCACCUUAUGUCACAACACUGGAGACACUUGACAAAUUCAACAGUGACUUCUGUGUACAUGGAGAUGAUAUAACACUGACAGUAGAUGGAAAAGACACAUAUGAAGAGGUGAAGAAGUCUGGGCGGUACAGGGAAUGUAAGCGAACGCAGGGGGUUUCCACUACAGACCUGGUGGGCAGAAUGCUGCUUAUGACCAAAGCACAUCACAGCAACAUAGAUAGCUCAAAUUACCAACAGCACACAGACAAUUUUGGGAAAGGGUCCCAUGCCCAUAAGGGCCACAGUCCCUGGACAGGAGUGUCACAGUUCCUCCAGACUUCUCAGAAGAUCAUCCAGUUUGCCUCAGGACAAGAGCCUCAACCUGGAGACACCAUCAUCUAUGUAGCUGGAGCCUUUGACCUAUUCCACAUUGGGCAUGUUGAUUUUCUGGAAGCAGUGCAUAAGCUGUCAGACAAGCCAUACAUUAUAGUGGGAUUGCACUUUGAUCAAGAGGUUAAUCGGUACAAAGGCAAAAACUACCCUAUCAUGAAUAUUCACGAGAGAACACUCAGCGUCCUGGCGUGUCGAUAUGUAUCAGAAGUUGUGAUCGGUGCCCCAUUUGCUGUCACAAAAGAUUUGCUUGAUCAUUUUAAGGUUGAUAUAGUUUGUCACGGAAAGACGCAAAUAUAUCCCUCCAAGGAUGGCUCUGAUCCUUAUGCCGAACCUAGAAGAAAGGGAAUCUUACGCACAGUGGACAGUGGGAACAGCCUUACAACUGAUGCAAUUGUGCAGAGAAUAAUCAAAAAUAGGUUGCUGUUUGAGGCCAGAAACCAGAAGAAAGAAGCCAAAGAGAUUGCUGUCAUUCAGGCCAUGAAACGACAAGAAGAGGAAAAGAGUAAAAGGCAGAGCCCAGACUGUCAAGUCAAAAUAAGUGUCAACCCAUCCCCGAAAAACACAUCUAUUUGAACUUAUACUGAUCAAAUGUGAGUUAUCUACUGAUAGCAGUCCUUACAUUUUAUACCAGUGCCGUGCAGUCUAUUAUCACACCAGCAGAUACAUGACGUCUCUGUUGGAAGUGGUUCUCUGUAUUUUUAAUAUAAUGUUCCAGAUAUGCAAGGUCAUGUCUCCUGUAGCAGCAGUACCAAUGGGCUCACUUGAAUAAACCACAUAGGCGCUUGAGCCACAAGAUAGCAGAUAAAGGUGUACAACUCUAUUUUCAACAAAUAGAAACUAAUCAAGUAACCUACUUGUUAUUUUUUUGAGUUCUGAUUAGGUUCUCUUGCUGUUAUUAUGCAGGUGGUAAGAUGAAGGCAUUACAGUUUAUAUGGCGCUUUUGUUGCCUUUUUAGCACUGUAAUUUUACUGUGUAUUCACAUGUGUAUUUAUAUGUAUUAUAAACGCUUGACAGCUCGGGUUUUGGAGGAUAGGACAUGCAAUUUGGUUGUUUGAAUGUGCAAAGUGCAAGAAUUUAAUUUAUAUGUAUAUAAUUACUACUGACAGUCUAAACACUGAUCCAUAGGCGCAGUAUUGUUCUGGUCUAUCUGUUUAAUCCGAAUUUUCAACAAAAAAUACAUAGCCUCUAUGCAUUCUUAUAAUAGGAGUGCAGUUUAAUCCUGUACAUUAGAUCAUGAGCAGUACAGCUGAUUGUCUCAGCUCAAAUGUGUUAAGCUUUGUAUUUUUAUUGUAUUCCUUGUAUAUCAUACUGAAACUAUGCCACGUUUACUUGACAACUGUUAAGUUUGAACUGUACAAAUUUACUUCUGUAUCAUACGAAACUGGAUUUUAAGUAUAUUUUUUUGUAGAUCAUAUUUUUCUCACCUAUUUUGAUUGGAGAUAUUGAAAAUAUGUUCGUAAGAUGAAUUCAUGUGUUAUGUGUUAUUAUGUAUGUCAAAUGAGUAUGUAUGGUGAGGGUCAUGUAGGAUGACAGUGGGAAAAUAAUCAACAAAUUAUUGCUGAUAAAAAUAACAGUCAACGCUG
Boleophthalmus pectinirostris (great blue-spotted mudskipper) is the source of this 2652-nucleotide messenger RNA. RefSeq names its product ethanolamine-phosphate cytidylyltransferase-like. NCBI's taxonomy places the organism in Eukaryota, Metazoa, Chordata, Actinopteri, Gobiiformes, Gobiidae. Bases 380 to 1642 code for a protein of 420 amino acids. The record is from RefSeq and is a predicted model, not a curated record. Gene Ontology annotation, molecular function: ethanolamine-phosphate cytidylyltransferase activity. Gene Ontology annotation, cellular component: cytoplasm. Gene Ontology annotation, biological process: phosphatidylethanolamine biosynthetic process. The transcript is spliced from 13 exons.